Priapulus caudatus is the source of this 1082-nucleotide messenger RNA. Its product is annotated as thymidine kinase 2, mitochondrial-like. Gene Ontology annotation, cellular component: mitochondrion; cytoplasm. Gene Ontology annotation, molecular function: ATP binding; deoxynucleoside kinase activity. The coding region runs from base 50 to 712 and encodes 220 amino acids. Gene Ontology annotation, biological process: nucleobase-containing compound metabolic process. The record is from RefSeq and is a predicted model, not a curated record. Lineage: Eukaryota; Metazoa; Priapulida; Priapulimorpha; Priapulimorphida; Priapulidae. The transcript is spliced from 8 exons.
GACAGUGAAGAGAUUGCUGUAAGGAAGUCACUAACAAGAAGCAGGAGUGAUGUUUCAACAGCCAGUGGCACGUACCCGAACAUUUAAAGUCUUUGUUGAGGGGAACAUUGCCAGUGGUAAAUCUACAUUCCUAAACUAUUUCAACCACAGUCCAGAUAUUGAGAUACGUACAGAACCAGUUGAGAAAUGGCAGAACCUACAUGGACAUAAUCUGCUGAAAUUAGCACACGAAGAUCCGACGAGAUGGUCAUCGAGUCUUCAAACCUACGCUCUGCUGACGAGGUUGCAAGUGUAUAAUGAACCUCAUAAGAGGCCGAUAACCAUCAUGGAGAGAUCAAUAUUCAGCUCUAGAUAUUGCAUAGGCGAGAAUCUUUACCGCAGUGGCAAAAUGCCUGCCGUAGAAUACAUGGUCCUGGAUGAGUGGUACCAGUGGGUGGUCGCAAACACAGAAGUACAUGCGGAUCUCAUCGUGUACCUGAGAACACGCCCAGAGGUGUGUCUUGUUAGAAUGCACAAACGGAAUAGAAAAGAAGAGAACAAUAUUUCAUUGGCAUAUCUGAAUAACCUACAUGAGCUCCACGAAAACUGGUUAGUCCAUCAACGGACUGUGAAGCCACCAGCUCCUGUUCUGGUGUUGGAUGCCAACUCAAACAUGGGCGAUAUGGAGCAUGUGUUUGAGGAGCACAGAGAAAAGAUCAUGGGCCAAUCAUGAUGGCAGUAGAUGUGAUGAAGAAGAACUUAGCAUGUCGCCAUGUGCAUCAUAUCAGUUAUCACUUAGAGAUUUCCUGGCCAGGCCAUCCUAUAAGUUUAACCAUGUUUGAUGAAACAGUGAACGCUCGUGGCAUGCAUUAUAGUGGCUGCACUGAUUCUCUACAGAAAUCAUCUAAAUGAAUUAGUUUCUAGGUCUUUUGUUUCUCUUAUAGUUACUUAUGUAAUCAACUCAGGCAUGACUUAGGCAUAUAAUUUUAUCAGCCCAGAGAUAACUAGGUGUUUUAUGUAUAACAGUACUGUGUACAUAUCCUACAUAACGGGGGCGGGUCUAGGGGGUCCGGACCCCCACUUUAAUUUCAGUGCCCUAAAAA